Pyricularia pennisetigena is the source of this 219-nucleotide messenger RNA. RefSeq lists its product as uncharacterized. Lineage: Eukaryota; Fungi; Ascomycota; Sordariomycetes; Magnaporthales; Pyriculariaceae. The record is from RefSeq and is a predicted model, not a curated record. The transcript is spliced from 2 exons. Bases 1 to 219 code for a protein of 72 amino acids.
AUGGCCGAUCAGGUGCAACGCCCUUCUGCUGUUAAACGGCCUUAUCAGCCGCCCGUGCCCGCUGAGGACCCGCCCGUGAACAAUGACGAGGACGGCGCGGAUGAGGAUGAUGACGAUAACGAAUCCGAAAAUGACGAACCGGCUCCGAAGCGAGUUCGUGGUAGGGCCAGCGCUUUUAAGUGUGUCCGCGGCGGUCCCGCAGCUGCUAACGUGGUGUAG